This is a messenger RNA of Meyerozyma guilliermondii ATCC 6260, 1410 nucleotides long. It is a transcript of the gene ARP9, whose product is annotated as Arp9p. The record is from RefSeq and is a predicted model, not a curated record. The coding region runs from base 1 to 1410 and encodes 469 amino acids. Lineage: Eukaryota; Fungi; Ascomycota; Pichiomycetes; Serinales; Debaryomycetaceae. The transcript has a single exon.
AUGCCUUUGUUUAGAGAGGAGAACUUUCUCGUAAUACACGUAGGGUCUCUACAUACUAUUUUCCUGUUUGGACUUCAGGACUCGUUAUCACCACCUCAGUAUAAGGUUCCAUCGGUCGUUUUCCAGGCAGAAAAUGGAGAGUAUCAUUCUAAAAAUGAAGAGGGCAAGUACAAAGAGAUAAAACCUGUUCAAGGAAGUCGCAUAGUUGACUUGGAAGCUUUCCAAUACCUAUUGAAUAUUAUCCUCCAGAGUGUGAUUUCUCAGAACCCCAUUAUCACCAUCAGUCAAAUACCAUUGCUCUUGAUAACACCAUCUUUGGCGUGGUCGAGGUACCAGGUGGAGCAUAUAACAAAGUAUGUCUUGGAGACUCUUGAUUUCAAUGCUUUUAAUGUGAUCGAUAUUGCUUUGGCAUCUAAUUUCGCCAUGGGCUCCUCUACAAGUUCAUGUGUCGUCAAUGUUGGACGAGACAGCGUUCAAAUAAUGCCGGUAGUGGGAAACCAAUGUGUGAAGUAUGCUGGAAAGUAUAUUGCCGAUGUUGGCGGGAAGCUGGUCAAUGAAGAAUUGGCUGCGCUUCUUCCUAAAUUGACCGCAAACCAGAUCGAAGCUCUCAAGACUUCGGGAAUCUUUGAGGUGUUAAACGACGAGGAAGAUUCCUUCUACUCCUUUGCUGACUUGAACCGAGUAAGCGAGGGAAAUGAGGAAGACGAUAAUUUCGACAUUGCCAAGUUGGUUACCGAGUCUUCUUCAGAAACCGCUGCGGUCGCCAAUGGCGAAGAAAAAGACGGUGAGGCGGCUGAUGCGCCAUCGAAACAGAAGAACAGAGAGCUUGAGUCCAACUUUUUCUUGGACCCGGACACAAAAGAGAAAAUCUACGUUGGAAAAGAACGGUUCCAAGGCUGUAAAAGCUUCAUUAACACCAUUGCCCAUGCCAUCUACACAUCUCUCUUAUCUAUUCCCGACCUCGAAAAGAGACAACAAUGUUACGAUAACUUGAUAUUCGUGGGCUCCACGUUCAAAAUCCCCGGGUUGAAACAUGCUUUACUUAUGAAGCUUACCGCUGACUAUCUUGUGCGGCCUGCUAACGACGUUUCCAACAAAGAGAAGUCAAAGAAUGUUAACUCGGCAAUCUUGGCUUACCAACAAGCUGAGGAAGUAAACGACUCUAACGAAGGUUUUAAUGUUGUUCAGGUUCCUGGAUCAAUAAAGCUUGCAAAACAUCCGGAAUAUUUUCCAGAAUGGAAGCUACCAAAAGAGAGCGGUGGAUCCUGGGAAGAUGUCUAUUUUCUUGGAGCAGAAAUCUACGCCAAGCAAAUAUUCGGUGGAAAUUCCAACCACGGAGGAGAGAUGUUUGUCGAUUCAGAGGUGUAUAAGUACAAGGGUCCACAAGCCAUAUGGGACUCAGCGCUAUAG